CGGGGCGGGGCGGUGCCGUGCGGACUGUCUCCGCUGUCCCGCGACACUGCGGUGCCCGGCGGCGGCGGCGGCGGCGGCUGUCGAGGCGGGGCCCUGCGGCCGGCCCGCGGCGCUCCGGGCAGCCGAGGGAGGGCCUCCCCCGAGCGCUCUCCUGAAAGCCGUCGGCAGGGCGCAAGGUGAGGCGCGGGCCUUCCCUCUGAGCGGCUCCGGCGCGGCGGCGCCGUGCACGGGCCGUCGGUAGCGCCCGAAAGCGCCGCAGCUUUGUCUGUGAGCGACAGCGGAUGGCUCGGGAGUUACGGAGGAAAUGGCGGCUGCCGGGGAAGGCGAUUCUGCAGCGCUGUGCGCGGGGACAGCGGGCCGCGCUGCGCCCUCGGCCGCUGGAAACUGCCGACUCCUGCGCCCUGUCCUUGCUGCGCGGGGGUGGUGCAGCGAGGCCCGGAGGUCUCGUAGCAGCAUCGAGGCUCCUCAGUUUCUCGUAGUGGAAGGAAGUAGGCAGGUUUUCUCUGUACAGUCAGGAGAUGAUUUGCUGCUGCUUAGGCCGCUUAACAGCUUUAAAGAGAACGGUAAUAAAACUGGGACGAUCCUGAAGUUAAAAUAGCCAGUAUUUAAAGACCUCACCUAUAACUACAGCAGCGUGCCGUACGCUGCCUGAAGGGGGCAAUUACUUUGCCCUUAUGUGUACGUGUGUGUUUAUAUAUAGAUACACACGUGUGUGUACGUACAUACAUUUAUGUGUACGUGUGUUUGUUCAUAUGCAUAUGUAUGAGGAGGCAUAUAUAGAACUAAACGUGUCUAUAUAUGUGGGUAAAUAUAUAUAAAACCCCACUUUCUUGUUUGUGGUUGCCUCUUAGGUGUGAAAUUGUUCAGACUGAAGCAGUCAAAUGACAGUCUGACGGUUUAGAUGCUAACUCCGUUUGAAUGGCAUUGCUGCCUUUAUCCAUUGUAGGCACUUCCUUUUGGCUCUGUGCUGCCUUUUUCUCCAGAGGGCUGACCACGGUCCUCUAGCAUGGGGGGGCACUGGCUGGAAUGUAUGUUUUAGGGGUUUUCCCUGACCUCAGUGGCACAACUGCUUGGCUGAUGCUGAGAUCUAAGCUGGUCCCGGCAGUCUUAAGUACUCGGAAAACAUACAUGGGGUGCCUCUUUUCUUUGGUUGUUGUAAGGAGAAGCAAAUGCAAUUUCAGGAGUGGUGCAGAUUCUCAUCUCCCUUUUAAUAUUCGCACUUUGACUUAAAUGUGUUACUCAGUAUGCAAUGUUUGUUUUACAUGAAAAUCAGCUCAAAUCUUUCAUUGGCGAUGCAAGCCUGUUGUUAGUAUUACCCUGAAGUGUUGCCAUCACUGGCGUUGCUGCCUAAGCGUGAAAGGUAUCAGCAGUCUGAAUUCAAAUAAGAGAUUCAGGCCUGGAAAGGAAAAUUUAUCUUGGACUGGUCAUCGAACCUUACUGCUCACCUAUGUUAGGCCUGCAGACAGGAAUUUAUUUAAUCUGGUUUUAUUUUAAUGGUUAUGCAAAUUUCUACUCAAUAGUACUGUAAUAAACAAGUGCUCUCAAUGCUGUAUUCUUAAAAGGAAUAAAUCAACUGCUAACCCUUUUGUAAGAUAUAACUCAUUAGAACAUUUCAGCAAACUUAUUAUUAUUUGAAUAAUUUCCCAGAACCUCUUUGGUACUGCAUCAUGAUUAAUAUAUUUUUUUUGGUCACUGAUGACUUGCAAACCUACUUUUGUGGAGGUAUAAGUGGGAGGAGGAAGAAUGGUGAAUACACGUGGGUUUAGUUGCUGAAAAUCUUUAUAUAAAAGCAUAAGAUAAUUUUCUUGCAUGCUUUUGGUAUAGUGGAAGUAUUUGUCUUGGGUCUGUACUGUACUUACCUUCUGUUAUUGCAAAGGAUAGUGGAGGAUGUGUCUCAUAAUAAUGAAUUAACAUGAAUAAAGAGUGACCAGUGUCUUUCACUGUUUGCCUCUGUAGGACUGUCCUAAUAUUUACAUUUUACUAUAGAACAUUCUGAAUAGGCAACCCUUGAUUCUGUGCUCUGUUAUUUUGUUUUUGCUGUCUCUACUUUCAUCUGUUUAGGUAACCUUAUAAGUUUGUUAGUGCAAGGCUUACCAUUUUGCCUCUGUUACACCCAGCACAGCGGUGCCUCAUCCUGGUUGUGUCCUUUGUGCGCUGUAGUAUGUAGACAUUAAAUAUUUAAAAAAAAAAAAAAACAACAACUUUUUAAAUUCAGAUCAUAUAUAUAUCCCAAUCCCAUGUAGAAAGAUAUAUUUGUUUGUAGCAAGUGGUUUAUAAGUUUUUCACUUGGUGACUGGCCUCUGCAAUGCCUACUUACUCCAUUGUGUCUAGUAUAGAUGCAACAGCUAACAACUUUGAACAGCAAACAUCUUAACGUAAAUAAAAGUUCUGGAAUAAGCUCUAUCGCCAGUGCCCCCAAGCUAAAUAGUUAUUAUGUGAGCUUGCACAUUGUAUUGCAAAAUUGCAAAUUGACUUAAAUAAAAGUUCAUAUAUGUUAAUUCUAACUGAUUCACAAACUCCUCAUCUUGUUGCUGUGGAUAUUCUAUGCUUUAAGUUGAAGAUAAAAGCAAUGCUUAAAUGAGAAAUUAGUCUCUGCAAAACAUCUAUUUUUUCCUGGAGAAAGUAUCUUGUUUAAGGAAGUAUGUAUGAUUUAUGAAAUAGGAGAGACUAACUGUUUUAACUUGUUUUUCAGAUUUUUUUCUUUGAAAGUAGAUAAAAUGGCGACAUUAAUUCACACUUUAGCAGAUCACAGCGAUGAUGUCAACUGCUGUGCCUUCUCACCAUUGCUCUUGGCUACUUGUUCCUUGGACAAAACAGUUCGUAUUUAUUCUUUAAAUGACUUUACUGAGCUUUCAUACUCACCUUUGAAAGGUCAUACAUAUGCUGUCCACUGCUGCUGCUUCUCCCCAUCGGGACACAUUUUAGCUUCGUGUUCAACGGAUGGUACUACCAUGGUUUGGGACACUCGCGAUGGUCAGGUGCUGGCAGUGCUUGGGCAGCCCAGUGGCAGCCCGGUUAGAGUCUGCCGAUUUUCCCCGGAGUCCACGUAUCUGGUGUCAGGUGCAGCGGAUGGGAGUGUAGUUCUUUGGAAUAUGCAGUCAUUGAAAAUGUACAGAUCUGGGAGUGUUAAAGAUGGUUCUUUGGUGGCCUGUGCGUUUUCUCCGAAUGGAAAUUGCUUUGUCACUGGAUCAUCAUGGGGUGAUAUAACCAUUUGGGAUGAUACAAUGAGAUGCCUAUAUAAUGAAAAAGCACAUGAUCUUGGUGUUACCUGCUGUGAUAUUUCUUCACAGCCAAUUUCUGAUGGUGAACAUGGAUCCAUAUACUUCCAGAUGGCUUCUUGUGGUCAAGAUAAUAAGGUCAAAGUCUGGCUUAUUUUGUUUGCAGGCUCCUUAGGUGUUGAAUUAAGAUACAAAUGUACAUUGAGUGGACAUUCUGCCCCAGUUCUGGCUUGUGCAUUUUCUUGUGAUGGACAGAUGUUAGUUUCAGGUGCUCUACAAGACAGUAUUAUUCAGUGGACUCCAUGCUUUUUUGUUCUUCGUGUUGAGAAUACUGGCAAUAUACUUCAUACUUUGUCUCAGCAUACCAGAUAUGUUACAACUUGUGUUUUUGCACCAUGUACUGCCUUACUUGCCACAGGUUCAAUGGAUAAAACCGUGAACAUAUGGCAAUUUGACAGUAAGCAACCCUGUGCAGGAAAUACUGUAGAAAAUGAAUCUGAGGUGGCUGUUCAGAACUGGUCAGAGGAUGAUGUUUCAGCCUGGCUUUGUGCACAGGGCUUAACAGACCUUGUUGGGCUUUUCAAACGGAAUAACAUUGAUGGCAAAGAACUCCUGCAUCUUACAAAGGAAAGUCUGACUAAUGAAUUAAAAAUUGAGUCUCUAGGCCUGCGCAGUAAAAUCCUUCAGAAAACUGAAGAACUGAAGAUGAAAAUGGUCUCUGUUUCUGUUGCUAUCCCUGAUGAGUUCUUAUGUCCUAUAACUCGGGAGCUUAUGAAGGAACCUGUCAUUGCAGCAGAUGGCUAUUCCUAUGAAAAGGAGGCAAUGGAAAAUUGGAUCAGUAAUAAAAGACGAUCUAGUCCCAUGACAAAUCUUCCUCUUCACUCUCUUAUGCUUACACCAAAUAGGACCCUGAAAAUGGCUAUCAGUCGCUGGCUAGAGACUCAGCAAAAAUAUGGUGAAACCACUUAAGUUUUGAAGUUGUUUAUUAAAAUGAAAUGAAAUUGUAUGUAGCUAACAGAAAUAAUUGCGUCAGAAACAAUGGGAAAUAAAGUUUAAUUCUGUUUUACUCUAGCUGUCAUUUCAAUCUUUAUACUAAGAAAAGUGUGUCUUAAUUGGUGGAAGCUGCUAAAAAAUUACUGAUAUUUUUUUUAAGUUACUGAUAAUUUUACUUUGUAGUAUUUCUGUUUAAGAAAUCAAACAUUCAGAUUCACAGUUUUUCAAAUAAAGUUUUCUUAAAAUUUUCAC
Molecule: messenger RNA, 4463 nt
Organism: Cygnus olor (mute swan)
Lineage: Eukaryota; Metazoa; Chordata; Aves; Anseriformes; Anatidae
Gene: WDSUB1
Product: WD repeat, sterile alpha motif and U-box domain containing 1
Exons: 10
Coding region: 2646-4187 (513 amino acids)
Biological process (GO): protein ubiquitination
Molecular function (GO): ubiquitin-protein transferase activity; protein binding
Source: RefSeq, a predicted model, not a curated record